AUGGAGAAAGUUCAAGAACUUAAAGAAACCAGAGAUGAAAUUCAGAACAUCCUCUCGACUGCAACUCGUGCACGUGUCAAAAAAAUCCUACAAGACGAGUUGGAACGCGUAGAACGAGAAAUCGAAACUGAAGAAAAGAGGGCAGCGAAGCCCACCGUGAAGAAACCGCAUGUCACCUUGACUAAAAUCACGUCGUACGCUUGGGAUCAAUCACCAAAAUUCGUGAAAAUUUAUAUCAAUUUGCCGGAAGUGGAAACUCUUCCUGAAGAGAAUAUCUCUUCGAAAUUCACCUCCAAGUCAAUGGAGUUGAAAGUACUUGGUUUGAAAGGAAAGAAUUAUCAUUUUCAGAUAAUCAAUCUGUUGCAUCCUAUUCUUCCCGAAUCCAGUUCAGUGAAAGUUAAAUCUGGACGUGUGACUCUCCUUUUGAAGAAGGACAAAGACGAAAGUUGGUCUUGUUUGACCGUGACAGAGAACUUGAAGAAUAUGAAAGAGCAGCCGAAAGUGGACGACAAAAAGGAUCCUGGAGAAGGAAUAAUGGACUUAAUGAGGAAGAUGUACGACGAAGGAGAUGAUGAGAUGAAAAGGACCAUAGCUAAGGCCUGGACGGAAUCAAGGGAAAAGCAGAAUUCAUACGAUCCGUUGUCCUAG
This is a messenger RNA of Pocillopora meandrina, 648 nucleotides long. The record is from the annotation of a GenBank genome assembly. NCBI's taxonomy places the organism in Eukaryota, Metazoa, Cnidaria, Anthozoa, Scleractinia, Pocilloporidae.